GCGCCGCCCGCCCGGCCGAGGGGAGGAGGCGGCAGGAGGAGGAGCGGCGGCGCGGGCCGCAGCGAGCUGGCUGGGUUCGCAGCGGCUGCCCCUGAAGAUGGCGGCGGCGGAGGCGGCCGCUGCUCCGGGCAGCGGGGGCUGCUCGCCGGCGGGCGGCGGCUCGGUGCCCGUCCUGUUCUGCUUCUCCGUCUUCGCGCGGCCCUCCAGCGUGCCCCACGGCGCCGGCUACGAGCUGCUGAUCCAGAAGUUCCUCAGCCUCUACGGGGACCAAAUAGACAUGCACCGCAAGUUCGUGGUACAGCUCUUCGCCGAGGAGUGGAGCCAGUACAUAGACCUGCCCAAGGGCUUCGUGGUCAGCGAGCGCUGCAAGGUGCGCCUGGUGCCACUGCAGAUACAGAUGACUACUUUGGGCAACCUGACACCCUCAAGCACUGUGUUUUUCUGUUGUGAUAUGCAAGAGCGAUUCCGGCCUGCCAUCAAGUACUUUGGUGAUAUCAUCAGUGUGGGCCAACGACUGCUCCAAGGUGCACGACUCUUAGGAAUCCCAGUUAUUGUAACUGAACAGUAUCCCAAAGGUCUUGGCAGCACUGUGCAAGAAAUUGAUUUAACAGGAGCUAAACUUGUGCUUCCGAAAACAAAAUUUUCAAUGGUGUUGCCAGAAGUCGAAGCAGCAUUAGCAGAGAUCCCUGGAGUCCGCAGCGUUGUCCUGUUUGGAGUAGAAACUCAUGUCUGCAUCCAGCAAACAGCAUUGGAAUUAAUUGGCAGAGGUCUGGAAGUUCAUAUUGUAGCUGAUGCCACCUCAUCAAGAAGUAUGAUGGACAGAAUGUUUGCGCUUGAGCGUCUUGCUCGUACUGGAAUUAUAGUUACUACUAGUGAAGCUAUAUUGCUGCAGCUGGUAGCUGAUAAAGAACAUCCAAAAUUCAAAGAAAUCCAAAAUCUCAUUAAAGCAAGUGCCCCUGAGUCAGGGCUUCUUUCCAAAGUUUAAAGAGGAUGUGGAGGAAGCAGACCACUGUCAUCUUUAAGGAGGAAGAAAAGCUAUAAGCGUACACCUUUCACUCAAAGUUUGGUAGAAAAGUAAAAUUAAAAUUUGAAAUAUUCGUGCUUGCCUUAGCUAAAUUGUCUGAUUGUACGUCUGGGUGCCAGUAUGUUCUGUUUAGUUAAAACUGUCAGAGACUUUGGAUACUGUAGGACUUUUUUGUGUUCAAAUUUCUGUACUUAUUUAAAAACCAAAACAGAGAUGCCUGCUGGUCUAUACUAUACACUAAUUGUAACAGCUCCAAAAGUGCAUAUUUCUGUGACACCUCUUGAUUGUGUUUCAUAAAAGCAUUCUGUGAUGUUCUGUUUUACUUUUGUAUUAAUAGGGGAUAUUUACAUAUUGCAUAAAUGUGGUGUGAUACCCUUCAAUGUUCUAUGUAAAUGAAGUAUUUUAAUAGGGUGUAAGUUAAAACCAAGUGAGGUAUUUGGACUACAUGUGCGCUUUUUUCUCUAGGACAAAAUCUAAGUGCUAUGCUUCAUAGACAAGACGCAUAGAUCAGGCGGCAGCUAAUGUUUGAUUGCUCUAGGUCACUGAAGCCUUCAUUGUGACUUUUGAUUAUUGUGAAAUUGAUUGUCCAACCCUGUACUUUGCUUAAGGCUACACAAACAGAAAACUGGCAUUUAAUGAGGUAUGAACAACUGGUGUAAAGUCCUUCAAAACUAGCAGAAGAUUACCAAAAUAAAUUUGCAAUGCUAAGAAUGUUAAAGAACAAAGCUUUUCAACUUCGAGUGCUGAAUCUACUACUAUAUUUAGAUUCCACCCCCCCCUCCCAUUUUGGUUAGAUAGAAUAAUUCCAUCUAAUUUACUCAUUUGGCCAAAUGGUCUUUGAAAGAUAUCUCAGCUUUUCUAGGUUUUUGCUCUUUGUUGUGGGCUGCAGUUGGGUGGAGUUUGAAUGGAAUCUGACCUAAAAGCAUUCUUCAGAAAAAGAGCAUCUUUAACUUAAUGAUAGAUAUAUGUAUUUUCUAUCUAGAAGCAAUCUUUUAACACAUGAUUUCAUAAAGGCACUUUCUUCAUUUUCCAGUGGUUUAAACAAUGUUGUGUAAAGUUUACAGUGUGACUGAAACAUUUAUUUUUUUAAAAGAGUACUAGAUGUCAUACUGAACACUGAUCUUUUCGGUAGAAAACCAAUUAUACUACAUGCAUUGUUUUAAAUUGCCUAGUUUCCCCACAAGAUGGCUCUAAAAGAAUUGUUUCGUAGAGUUAUAACCUUUAUAUGUUCAAAACAAAUAAAACAUUGACAUUCUC
Molecule: messenger RNA, 2281 nt
Organism: Columba livia (rock pigeon)
Lineage: Eukaryota; Metazoa; Chordata; Aves; Columbiformes; Columbidae
Gene: ISOC1
Product: isochorismatase domain containing 1
Exons: 5
Coding region: 98-985 (295 amino acids)
Cellular component (GO): cytoplasm
Source: RefSeq, a predicted model, not a curated record